Molecule: messenger RNA, 204 nt
Organism: Gongylonema pulchrum
Lineage: Eukaryota; Metazoa; Nematoda; Chromadorea; Rhabditida; Gongylonematidae
Source: the annotation of a GenBank genome assembly
AUGCAGUGCGAACUUUUGGUAGUAAGCUUUCGCCUUUCGAAAUUUCGGAAAUUUACAACUAUCCUCGUGUUUAUUUCGUUGGAUCUCAGGCGAAAAAGCGAAGUGGUAACGUCAGUUCUCAAAACAAUUGCGGUUAUGAUGAUGACAUGGGAAGCUAUCUACUUGUUGCGCACGAUCAUAUUGCAUACCGUUACGAAGUUCUGA